AUGUUUAAAAAAUUUACAAAAUUAAACAUAAACGACAUUCUGUCACCUUCUCUUUCCUUAUCUCCUUCUUUCUCUCUCUCUCUGCUUCUCUCUUUCUGUUUUUCUCUCUCUUUCUCUCCUCUCUUUCUUUCUCUGUUUCUGUUUCUCUCUAUAUAUUUCUCACUCUCCUUCUCCGCAUCUCUUUCCCUCACUCUUUCUGUCUACCUCUUUUUUUCUUACUCUUUCUGUUUGUCUCACUCCUUCCCUCUCUUUCUCUCUCUCGCUUUCUACCGCUUUUUCCCUCUCUUCCUCUUUUUCUCCUUCUUUCUGUUUCUCUCUCUCCUUCUCCCCUUUCUUUCUCUCCCUUUCUAUUUCUCUCUCUCUCCUUCCCCCUCUCUUUCUCUCUCUUUCUGUCUCCCGCUCUUUCUUUCUCUCUCUUUUCUCUCUCCUUCUCCCCCCAUCUUUUCUUCCCCCAUCUUUCCCCCCUCUGUAUGUAUACCUCUUUUCUUUCAGUCUUUCCUCCGGUGCAUCUAUUUUCCGUUGUCUGUUUUAAUAUGUUUUAAUAAUGACAAAGGAAAUCGAUGCCAUAAUAAAAAUCAAUCAGUCAGGUACCUCGCUGUGUCAAUGUCUGGACCUCAAAUGACAGGGACGAGAAUGAAAUGA
Molecule: messenger RNA, 642 nt
Organism: Acanthosepion pharaonis
Lineage: Eukaryota; Metazoa; Mollusca; Cephalopoda; Sepiida; Sepiidae
Source: the annotation of a GenBank genome assembly